Oncorhynchus mykiss (rainbow trout) is the source of this 4366-nucleotide messenger RNA. RefSeq names its product G protein-coupled receptor 22. Gene Ontology annotation, cellular component: plasma membrane. Lineage: Eukaryota; Metazoa; Chordata; Actinopteri; Salmoniformes; Salmonidae. The record is from RefSeq and is a predicted model, not a curated record. Gene Ontology annotation, biological process: cellular response to hormone stimulus; G protein-coupled receptor signaling pathway. Gene Ontology annotation, molecular function: G protein-coupled receptor activity; peptide binding.
GGAUGAUACAGAGAGAAAUAGAAAGUGUGAGAGACACGCUGCCAGAGAAGGGAGGGAGGGUGGGCGAGGUGAGUAGGAAGGGCUAUUAGUUCCCCCGAGACGGAGCGAGUGAGAGUGGGAGAAGGAGAGGAGAGCGCAGAACAGCCAGAGAGCAGAACAGUGAUCUCUCUACUCCAGCCUGGAUCCUUACACACCCUGAGGACUUAACUACACCAUCUUACCUGUCACGCACAGCCAGAAACCGCCUCAGCGGCUUCAGGUCCUUUUCUUUCGCUCUCUCGUCCUCCUUCACUCUACCUGGGAGGGAGUGUUCCACCCGGCUAUCUAUGCUGACAGUGCUGUGGGGUAGAGGACGGAGACACACACACGCGACUACCUCAGAGAACAAGGACGACGAUUGAGGGAGGAAAAAUAAACGGAAGGAUGAUGUCAUCCCCUGAUUUGUCCCACUCUCCUACUCUGUGACAGAAAGAGAGAGAGAGAGCGCGCACCAAAUGCCACAUAGCUGAUGGCCCAGUGUUGUAAUAUAGUCUCCUCUCUCUCUCCAAAGCAGCUAAUGACCUUCCUCCCAGCCUGGUCUGACUUUGAAUAAGGUGCCACAGCACGGAGGUGAUCCUGCCUCACCCCAGUGGAAUUACAAAGUGUGAGGAGACGGAAACGCCAUUGACCUUUACUCUCCUCUCUGGAAGGUGAUGGAGGGGUGUUUCUGAAGGGUGUCGGAGGGAAUACGUACAGAAGGAAGAGGGGAGGACAGUUGAGUAUCAGCCAGGCACUGCUCUGCCUCUGUUAAGAUCCGAGGAGGACUACAGGUCAAAUAACAAAAGCUUGCCAAGCAGCUGCCUAAAAGAAACCAUUCAUUUAGUAAAACCACGUGGCUGGAUGCUACGAUGCACAUCCUCUCCCUGCCCACCGCGGACGACGAGUGCGUGUGUUCCUGCGUUUAAUGAAUCCUCGGCGCUUUCCCCAAACCGGAAUACAGUGUUUUUUUUAUUGGAUGUACGAGAGUAUAGGGCCGUCCUCUGUGAUCCAUCACUGUUGUAUAAAGCCUCUGGGUAAAGUAAAUGGAGAAAUGUUUUGAAGGUGGACUGGUCUUUCUCUCGUGGUGGAGCUGAGUUUGUAUCCGUGGAAAUAGAAAAGGAAGGAUCCAAAGAAAGGCAGUUUCAGUUGGCCCCGACUGCACUCAUCUGCAUCAUAACACUCCCAUUAUUUAGACAAAAGGCUGCACCAUCAGGAAUGAAAGUGCGCCAAGUGGAGAUUUACUGCAUUGGUAUUACUACUACUAUAAAAGCAUUGCUACUACAGAACUAUGGUUGGUUCUUGUGAUUUCCUGUCGGGGCCUCAGCAAGUCGGCUCCGGCUGGUUCAUGGACUCUUGAAGGGGAGACGGCACACGAGGGAGAGGAUAAUGCAUACCCCUCCUGUGCUGAUCUCAGAAGCCACCAUGAGCAACGUGACUGUCCUCGACACCUCGGAACCCUCUGACCUUGAUAUGACCCAGUCUGCUGCCCCCUACCCCGUCAGCUUCCAGGUGUCGCUGACAGGGUUCCUGCUGCUAGAGAUCGUGCUGGGCCUAAGCAGCAACCUGACAGUGCUGGUCCUUUACUGCAUGAAGCAGAACCUCAUCACCUCCGUGUCCAACAUCGUCACCAUGAAUCUGCACGUCCUAGACGUACUAGUUUGUGUGUCUUGCAUCCCUCUGACUGCCGUGGUAAUACUCCUCCCCCUAGAGGCUGAUACGGCGCUGGUCUGCUGCUUCCACGAGGCCUGUGUCUCCUUCGCUAGCGUAGCCACUGCCUCGAACGUGCUAGCCAUCACCGUCGACCGCUACGACAUCUCAGUGCGUCCAGCCAACCGCAUGCUAACCAUGGGCCGCGCCGUGGCUCUGCUGGGCUUGAUUUGGGCUAUGUCCUUCUUCAGUUUCCUGGUCCCCUUCAUGGAGGUGGGCUUCUUCAGCGAUUUUGGCUCGGAGUCUGUCAACCAGACUGCAGUCGCCUCUGUGGUCCAUACUAACGAGUACUACACAGAGCUGGGGCUGUAUUACCACCUCCUGGCUCAGAUCCCCAUCUUUUUCUUCACGGCCGUAGUCAUGCUGGUGACCUACUACAAGAUACUCCAGGCCCUGAACAUCCGCAUCGGGACCCGCUUCCAACACAACCAGCCCAAGAAGAAGCUCCGCAAGAAGAAGACCAUCUCCUUGACCACUGCAACGCAGGUGGAAUCUACAGAUGCGUCCCAGGGCAGCGGGGCGGUCAGAGGGGGCGGAAACCCACCUGCUGUCCUGUCCAUGCGGACCUCCGUCUCCGUCCUCAUGGCUCUGCGCAGGGCUGUUAAACGCCACCGGGAACGGCGGGAGAGGCAGAAACGCGUCUUCAGGAUGUCCCUACUCAUCAUCUCCACCUUCCUGCUCUGCUGGACGCCCAUCACAGUCCUCAACACGGUCAUCCUCAGCGCAGGGCCCUCAGACUUCACGGUCAAGUUGCGGUUGGGUUUCCUGGUCAUGGCCUACGGGACGACCAUCUUUCACCCACUGCUCUACGCCUUCACCAGGCAAAAGUUCCAGAAGGUGUUGAAGAGCAAGAUGAAGAAGAGGGUGGUGUCUGUGGUGGAGGCUGAGCCCAUGCCCAACAACGUGGUCAUUCACAACUCCUGGAUCGACCCCAAGAGGAACAACAAGAAAGUCACCUUCGAGGAGACUGAGGUCAGGCAGAAGUGUCUAUCUUCCCAGGACCUGGAACAGAACAACAUCGUCUGUCAACCAUGAUAAGGCGGCAGGGUAGCCUAGUGGUGAGAGCGUUGGACUAGUAACUGGAAGUUGCAAGUUCAAAUCCCCGAGCUGACAAGGUACAAAUCUGUCGUUCUGCCCCUGAACAGGCAGUUAACCCACUGUUCCUAGGCCGUCAUUGAAAAUAACAAUUUGUUCUUAACUGACAUGCCUAGUUAAAUAAAAUGAAAAAAAAAAAAUGAAAAAAAAAGGAGAUCGUGAAGAUCGGCUUGGAGGCACUUGUUAGGCCGACAGAGGUCAACAGAGGUGGCAGAGUGGGAUAAUGGGUGUCCAUCUUCAGAGAAAGUGGACUUAAGACAAUUUCUGAGAAGCCAUUGAAUAUCUGCAUGGCUCGAGGGAGUUGGUAGACAUGCGUCUGAGCCAAGGUCAAGAUAGAACAGCUUCUGUUCAGAAGAUGUAGAAUAAGACAAUGUGGAUUAUGAGGACGUGAAAUAAGAAUGAAAUGGAAUAAGCAACGGACACUCAUACAAGGUGACAAAACAUUAUCAGGAACCAACUCAUUUAAAAAACGGGAAACCACUAAUGUAAAUGAAAGUGUUUUACCUGUAUAGUUACCCUAAAGGGGAUCAUGUGUUACUAUUUAUUGUAAGAGGUUGAUGUGGCGUCAAGGACAAUUUAAACUAAAUACCGUACUGCAUGGUGUUGUUAUAAAACGUGACAUAAUUAUUGUGUAUAGUCAUGUACAGUGUAUAGAAUAAAUAUAUGUUUACAACACACAAAAGGAAAGAUUCACCCAUUUUGAAUAUUAUUUGAAAUUUGUGCAUCUCUGAGCUAUGAGCAAAAUGCAUCAUACCAGCUGUGUUUCUGCCUGCUUGAAUGGCUAAUAGCUCAGAGAAACAGGAAAACAUGAAAUGACCCCUGGACUCGAUAGAACCCAGCUCAGAGAUAGACAAAUAUGAUAGAACAUUUAAAAUGGGUGACUCUUUCCGUUAAGCCCUAAGUAUUUGUCGUUUUAUAAUAAAUAACGUGAAAAAAGUUUAGAGGGGAUUCUACUGGGUAUUCUGGUUAAAUGGUCUUCUGUCACAUAUACUGCACUUUAUUACGCUUUCGUAAACUUGUCGACUUAGGCACUGAGGACAUCUAGCCAGUGUAAAGCCACAAAUACUUACAUGUGAAAUUCCACUUCCCAUUUCCUGUCCUCUGAGAGUAUCUUUCCAUGUGCCUGUUAUAUGUGUGAUUUAGUGUAAGAUGGGGGGAUAGAAAGACGCCAGCAGCACUUUGCAACCUCAGCGAGAGUCUGCAAUCUGAAAACUAAUCACAGCAUUACUAAGACGUGACCUUGUGAUUUCAACACAUAAUCAGCGCCUGUAGCCUAACCAUCCUGAGGUGACUCCAGCUGCUCUACCGGCCAUAACACAGCUGUUAUGUUGCUUCUCUUAUUAUCUAGCCAUCUAGCCACAGGUCGGGGUGAAGAGAACAACAUGGCUGCCAUAACUGGAGCCUGCUUCUUUUCAUAAUCACACUGAUGCCAACUGGCAAAUCAAUCUGUAUUUUCUGGUUGGAGUUGGAGGACACUGAGUGAGUGAGUGAGUGAGUGAGUGAGGGAGGACUCGGACCUACUGCGGGCCAUAGCGCUUAGCAAGGA